This is a messenger RNA of Anastrepha ludens (Mexican fruit fly), 1093 nucleotides long. Its product is annotated as keratin, type I cytoskeletal 9-like. The transcript is spliced from 2 exons. The record is from RefSeq and is a predicted model, not a curated record. Lineage: Eukaryota; Metazoa; Arthropoda; Insecta; Diptera; Tephritidae. The coding region runs from base 61 to 897 and encodes 278 amino acids.
UCCAACGGUUUCUUCGUACAGCUAAGUAGUAGUCUCAUCCUCAUAGACCAUCAACGCAAAAUGAAACUCUUCAUUGCCACCACUCUUGCCUUGGUCGCCUUCGCGUCGGCUGAUGUCAGCCAUUUGUCGAGGACGUACUUGCCACCCUCCUCCAGCUAUGGUGCUCCAUCCUACUCAUCGGGUGGUUCACACUCUUCUGGUGGUUCCCUUGGUGGUUCCUACUCAUCCGGUGGUUCCCUUGGCGGUUCCUACUCAUCCGGUGGUUCCCUUGGUGGUUCCUACUCGUCCGGUGGUUCUCUAGGCGGUUCCUACUCAUCGGGUGGUUCCCUUGGCGGUUCAUACUCCUCAGGUGGCGCUGCUGGUGGCUCAUACUCUUCAGGUGGUGGCGGUUCCUCUUACUCUGCCCCAUCCAACGAAUACUUGCCACCCGCUCCAGUUUACUCUGCCCCAGCACCAGCACCAGUCUACUCGGCUCCUGCACCUGCUCCAGUGUACUCUGCUCCCGCACCAGCUCCAGUUUACUCUGCUCCAGCACCAGCACCAGUCUACUCUGCUCCCGCUCCAGCACCAGUGUACUCUGCUCCCGCACCAGCUCCAGUUUACUCGGCUCCAUCAUAUUCUUCGGGCGGUAGCGGUGGUGGUUCUUACUCUCACGGCGGCUCGUACUCUAGCGGUGGCUCUUACUCUAGCGGUGGCUCAUACUCUAGCGGCGGUUCUUCGGGAUACUCUGGUCCAUCGAACACCUAUUUGGCUCCAGCGGCGCCCAGCUACUCAUCGGGUGGUUCCUCAUACCCCUCAGGUGGUUCAUCCUACUCGUCAGGCGGCUCAUCAUACUCUGGUGGUGAUGUUGGUACCCAGUAUGCUUCUAACGGUGGUUACGUCUACAGAAAGAAGUAAAUCGUGCGGAACUACGCAUGUUAGUCAAGCUGUGUUUGUACUUUAGAGCACCUUAGCAUUAAUUGUUUUAUACUUUUGAAUUGCUCAAGGUGCACCAUACAAACAAGUCACAAACCACCAUCUCAUUCUUCCUAAACAACAUGUUGUAAAUAAUUCUCUUUUUUUAUUAAAUACAUUUUUGUUUUAAAAAAAUUAA